Molecule: messenger RNA, 1137 nt
Organism: Bipolaris victoriae FI3
Lineage: Eukaryota; Fungi; Ascomycota; Dothideomycetes; Pleosporales; Pleosporaceae
Exons: 3
Coding region: 1-1137 (378 amino acids)
Source: RefSeq, a predicted model, not a curated record
AUGAACGAGCUUCUCAGCCUGCGCGAUCAUGGGCGUGUCAUUAGUCGUUCUGACGGUCCGUCGUUUCGUGUGACCUGGAGUGAGGAUGGGCAGGUCGUUUCCUGGGACAACGCGCAGCUGUCUAUGGCACAAUUCCGGCAGAUUAGCCACGAUAACCUGCUAGCCGCGUCGCCUUUGUGCAAACAACUAAUGUAUGGCUGGAGUCCGCUAUUCGAUUUGAGUUGCAUACACGAUAAUCUCGCUUGCACUACUGCCGGCUAUUCAUUCGUGACUGAUACGGCAAACGGCCUUGCGGAGUUGUACCUGGACUUAUCUCGCAGGGCUUCUCUUGACACUGUUAGCGGCUUGAUGACAGACAACGACUGGAAUCGCCAAGCCGUUCGUCAGUACUUGGACCAAUACUCCGAAAUGACUGAGUUGGUGAUGUUAUUGGCCUAUCUCCACUGCAAUGGUCCUUCCACCUCUCGUGGUAUAUGUGUGUACUCGCGUAAGAUGGCUCUGGUCUUUAGGCACGGUAAAUCCCGCCGGGCAACCAACCGCGAACUUAUCGUCGUUAGAUUUCUUUCAGAAGAGGCGGGCAGACUUAUGUACUAUUACCUUGUGUUCAUACGGCCCUUUGCAUGCAUGCUUUAUCGAGCUUGUCUAGGGAUGGACAUAGAUAGCACCUUGCUCUUUUCUUCGCCAAGUUCCCCAAGCAAACCAUUAAAGACGAGCUCACUCACGAAAAUACUCAUGCGCCAAACUACGCUUAUGCUAGGUAACCCACUAAGUGUCAAGAUAUAUCGGCAGGUAUCGAUCGCUAUUACAGAGAAACACGUUCGACAAAUCUCGAAACCUGUUAAUCAGCAUGACGAUCGGAGCACAGAAGCUGAUAUCAAUGUGGUAUUUGCAUGGCAAAGUGGGCAUCGACCGUUACAAAGAGGCACAACAUACGGCAUAGAUGGCGCAUUCCCAGACUCGCUCCAACCUGCGCUACUGCGAGUUUACGAAUGGGCGUCGAACGAGUGGCAUAAGUUCUUGCAGCUGCAACCUGCAACUGACAACACCCGUCCCGAGACAACAAAAGCUCAGAAGAGAUGCUCCCAAGAACCUCUGGCCAGGGUCCUUGCCUAUCUUUGGGCGCCCAAGUCCAUUUAA